AGGGCCACCUACCUGAUCCACCUUCACACUUGCUCAUCUCAGCUAUUCUCUUGACACCAUGGAUGUGGAGGAAGAUGACUUGUCAAUACUGACCUCUCUGCUGGAGGAGAAUGAGGCAGCCUUGCCUUGUAGUUCGGAAGAGAGUAACUCCUUGUCUCCAGAAGAGGGUGAACCUGAUGAAUUUGAUGAGCUUUUUGAUGCCGAUGGUGAUGGUGAAUCUUACACGGAAGAGGCUGACAGUGGGGAGGAGGGAAAGACAGAAAACCAGAAGGAAAAUUUGGCCACUCUGUUUGGCGACGUAGGGGAUUUAACAGAUGAUGAAGUUCCUACAUUGCAAGUUGAAAACGACGUCCUUCCUACUUCUGCUCCCAGCCCAGGAAAAACCAACCAGGAGUUGCAAGAUGAAUUAAAGAAGUUGCAAGAGCAAAUGAAAGCCUUGCAGGAGCAGCUCAAAGCGGCAUCAAUUAAACAGCCUCCAGGUACAGCCCGCUUGCACGAGUUACCUGAAGGCACAUCUCGGCAGCCCCUUCUUAAGGAGAAGAAAGUUCGGAGAAUUCAGGAGUCAGCAUGCUUCUCCGAAGAACUUGAUGUCCCUGCUUUACCCAGAGCCAAACGUGUGGCCCGGACGCCCAAGACUCCUGCAGAGUCAUCCUCAAGGACAAGUACAUCCUCCCAACCACUCCAGGUUAUUUCCAGUUUUGUAGAGCCUACAAGCUCCUCUUCAAGGUCAACGAGUGCACCCUCACCACAAGCUGUUCCUAGGAAUAAACCCAGUUGGACGGCUAGAAAUCAGAGCACAGGAACCCCUGGCAAUGCUGGGGAACGGGCUCCACAGGUUCCCCAGGUCUCUGUGGAAGCCUUCUCAGGCCUACGACUCAGGCGACCGCGAGUAUCCUCCACAGAAAUGAACAGGAAGAUGACAGGUCGGAAACUGAUCAGACUCUCUCAGAUCAAGGAGAAGAUGGCAACUGAGAACCUGGAGGAAACGGACUGGGUGACAUUUGGGGUUAUUCUGAGGAAGGUCACUCCACAGAGCGCUAACAGCGGGAAAACAUUUAGCAUCUGGAAACUGAACGACCUUCGAGACCUGACACGGUGUGUGUCCUUGUUUUUGUUUGGAGAUGUUCACAAAGAUCUCUGGAAGACAGAGCAAGGGACCGUCAUAGGGUUGCUCAACGCAAAUCCCAUGAAGCCCAAAGAUGGCUCAGAGGAGGUGUGCUUAUCUAUUGAUCAUCCUCACAAAGUUUUAAUUAUGGGAGAAGCCAUGGACCUGGGAACCUGUAAAGCCAAGAAGAAGAAUGGAGAGCCGUGUACACAGACUGUUAAUUUGCAUGACUGUGAAUACUGCCAGUAUCACAUCCAGGCCCAAUACAAGAAGCUUAGUGCGAAGCGGUCUGAUCUGCAGUCCACUUUCUCCGGGGGACGGAUUCCAAAGAAGUUCCGCAAAGGCACCAGCCUGAAAGAGCGGCUGUGCCAAGAUGGUUUCUACUACGGCGGGGUUUCUUCUGAAUCCUUCGCAGCAUCCAUGGCAGCAGCUAUUGCUCCCAAGAAGAAGGUUCAAACCACUUUGACUAAUCUGGUUGUGAAGGGCACAGGCUCUAUCAUCCAAGAAACAAAACAAAAACUCGGAAUUCCCCAGAAGAGCUUGUCUUGUUCUGAGGAGUUCAAAGAACUGAUGGCCCUACCCACAUUUGGAGCCAGAAACUUAAAGCAUUUAGCCAAAGCUACUUCAGGCAUACUGGGAAGCCCAAAACCUGCUAUCCAGUCUAUCUCAGCAUCGGCCCUCUUGAAGCAGCAGAAACAGCAGAUGCUGGAAAUGCGGAAGCGGAAAUCAGAAGAAAUACAGAAACGAUUCCUCCAGAGCACAAGUGAAGUCAAGAGGCCCGCAGUGCCGUGUUCCUCUCCACAGGCUGCUGCCCAGUCUCCUCGGACUGGGGCUGAAUUCCCCAAGUUGGAAAGAACCCCAGCCCCUCCGAUGCCUAAGCUCGGUAGAGGCAUCUCAAAAGGGGACGAUGUUCUCUUCUUUGAUGAAUCACCACCACCAAGACCAAAACUGAGUGCAGCAGCAGAAGCUAAAAAGUUAGCUGCUAUUGCAAAAUUAAGGGCAAAAGGCCAGAUUCUUAUCAAAAGAGAUCCAAACAAUAUUGUAAGGAAGCAAAUGGACCCCCAAGAUGUGCUGGAAGUGAAGGCUCGUGCAGAGAAGAGCAACACGGAUCCUCCUGAAGAUGAGUUGGAGCCUGCCAGGAAAAAAAGGAGAGAGCAACUUGCUUACUUAGAAUCAGAGGAGUUUCAGAAAAUACUAAAAGCAAAGUCCAAGCACACGGACAUCCUGCAAGAGGCCGAGGCUGAGCUACAGAAAUCCUAUUUUGAGCCACUGGUGAAAAAAGAACAAAUGGAAGAAAAGAUGAGAAGCAUCAGAGAAGUGAAAUGCCGAGUGGUGACAUGCAGAACGUGCACCUACACCCACUUCAAGCCUCUGGAGACCUGCGUCAGCGAACAGCAUAACCUCCAUUGGCAUGACGGCGUAAAGAGGUUUUUCAGAUGCCCCUGUGGGAACAGGACGAUCUCCCUUGACAGGCUCCCAAAUAAGCACUGCAGUAACUGUGGCCUCUACAAGUGGGAACGGGAUGGCAUGCUAAAGGAGAAGACUGGUCCAAAGAUAGGAGGAGAAACACUGUUGCCCAGAGGGGAGGAGCACGCCAGGUUUCUGAACAGCCUGAAAUGACCCCUCUCUUCAAACAUCUUCUCACAACCAGCCUUACUUCUGUGGCUCCAAAGAGCAAGAGAUUGACUUCACGUCAUCCUUUUUCCUGACUGACAGCGUGAGAAAGAAGUAGAAAGAAGUGCUUCGUAACACACUGCCCACUCACUGUGCUCUGUGUGCUGGCUUGACGCCAUAUUCAACAUUAGCGUGCACCUGAGAAAUCAGGGCACUCAUGUUACACAUGCCUGCCUUACAGCAGCCACAGAGAUUUUUGUCCCCAAACCGAAAGGUGACUCAAGAGCUUUGCUUCUAAUGGGUAUCCUUGUGAGAGGCAGAGUGCUUUUUUUUUUUUUAAUCACAGUCAAGUUCAAGAACUACAGUAGCAUCUCCCUAUUUCUGCACUUGGUUUCCUUAUGUGUAAAGUGAAGCCCGGGCUACAUGCCUGUAAUAUCCAACACUCAGGCUCUGGGGAUGAGCUUCCUUUCUGUUCCUGUAGUCUGGCUGUGCUGACACUGGAAGCCACAUUCUUUCCUUUUGUUCUACUGUCAUUUCAGCUUUGUCUUUAAAAUGAAGUCACUGAGCCAAUUUGUGACUCAGUUCAUUGAUAAAGAGAAGGCAGUGCUCUGUCUGCAAUGCCUAAGCUCUCGUCACCUUUACUGUGGCUUUAUUCAAAAUAAAGUUUGACGCUUUUAAUAAAAGCAGACAUACAACUUGAGAAGCUGUAAAGCUUGACUCAAAAACCAACUGUAUGGACAGAAUCCCAAGGACUUUGGGGGUUGCAGAUCCACUUUAUUAUGUGUGUCAGGAUCUUAAAGGUCAAACCAUACCUAGUUUAUCUGAGUAAACAUUUAAUUCUUGAGAUUAGGCUGGCUGGAUAACUUUUCAAAUAGUAUGUGACCUGGAUGAAUGCAGGUACUGUCUAAUGGUAGAAUAAGUUGACAGGAUCAUUUCUCUGGAAUCUGAACUCUAGCUAGACAUGUUUCACUUUUAUCCAGGACAACAUCAUGCCAAGAGAGUAAUCCAAUGGAAAGUGGUUAUGGGAGAUAGAUGGUUGAGGCUUUCAAGAGCCAAAGAUACAAUCCUACGGCCCCGGUUGGCGUACAGCUUUGUUUCUGCUCUAUAUGAGCUGACGGUGCUAACCACUGCAGCCAUGUUUUCCUUAAGGUCUAACCACCAUUUUUUUAGGGGUGUUAUACUUACAAGAAGGUCUUGGUUUCUAAUUUAACAAAUAAAAAAAUAAGGUGUUUAUUAGUUAGAACCAAAAGGUUCUUGAAACUGGCAUCUGAAACAGUGAUGUAUCUGAAGUUGGUGGCACAGCCACGUAGAGCUUGAUGGCUCUUUGAGCCACCUGCGCUGUGUGGGAAAUGUGCUCUCAUUUGAACAGGGCCUAACUGGGCUCUUGUGUGCUGUCUGCAGGAUGUCGGCAUGCUUACAAAGCUUUGUGGUGACCUGAGUCUGGAUCUCUUUAUUUUUAACGUUAACCUUAUAUUUCUAAAUAAUUAGAAACACAGUGGAUCCACACCCCACUUACAUAUUGGAGUAUUGGAAGGGCUGAUCUGUGUGCAUUGUGUGUGUGUGUUUUCCCAGAAUAUUCAGGGGUGAGGAGUGGUGGAGAGAACUACACAUGAGCCUUGAAAAUAUUCGUGAAUGGAAUUAGUUUUUUAAUCCUGCCUUUUAGUGCUUUUAUCAACUAUUAAAUACUUUCAUACAAA
Messenger RNA from Psammomys obesus (fat sand rat), 4416 nucleotides. It is a transcript of the gene Mcm10, whose product is annotated as minichromosome maintenance 10 replication initiation factor. The coding region runs from base 59 to 2725 and encodes 888 amino acids. The transcript has 19 exons. Gene Ontology annotation, biological process: DNA replication initiation; DNA replication. NCBI's taxonomy places the organism in Eukaryota, Metazoa, Chordata, Mammalia, Rodentia, Muridae. Gene Ontology annotation, cellular component: replication fork protection complex; nucleus. Gene Ontology annotation, molecular function: single-stranded DNA binding; DNA replication origin binding. The record is from RefSeq and is a predicted model, not a curated record.